Messenger RNA from Penicillium macrosclerotiorum, 1227 nucleotides. RefSeq names its product serine hydrolase domain-containing protein. NCBI's taxonomy places the organism in Eukaryota, Fungi, Ascomycota, Eurotiomycetes, Eurotiales, Aspergillaceae. The record is from RefSeq and is a predicted model, not a curated record. The transcript has a single exon. The coding region runs from base 1 to 1227 and encodes 408 amino acids.
AUGGCCAACGAUAUUGAGACAAACUUCCAGGCCGCCAUCGAUACGGGCAAGAUCCACGGCGCGGUGAUCUGUGCCAGCGAUGCAGAGGGCCAUUUCGUCUUUAACAAGGCAAUGGGCCAACGUACGUUGCUUUCGGGCAAAAAGCAGCCACAACAAGUCGAUGACGUGCUGUAUCUCGCCUCGGCGACGAAGAUACUCGCCGCCGUUGCUGCUCUUAAGUGUGUCGAUGAUGGCCUUUUAACUCUUGAUGGCGAUCUGUCGUCUAUUGCGCCCGAGCUUUCUGAGAAACAAGUCAUCACUGGCUUCUCCGAAGAUGGCCAAACUCCAAUACUUGAGCCGGCUAACCGCCCGAUUACGCUGAAGAUGCUCCUCACCCAUAGCUCAGGGCUCUGCUACCAUUUUGCGAACCCACUUGUCGCUCAGUGGCGCGAAAAGUUUGCUGCGUCUGAAGAGGGCAGCCGUCGAACGGUUGAAGAGCUUUUCUGCUACCCGCUCGGCUUUCAACCUGGGAGCAGCUGGAUGUAUGGUCCUGGACUGGAUUGGGCCGGCCGCAUCGUGGAAAGAAUCACUGGUCUCACGCUGUUGGAGUAUAUGCAGCUGCACAUCUUCGAUCCUCUGGGCAUUAAAGAUGUCCAAUUCUUUCCUGUCACUCGCGAAGACCUACGAGCUCGUCUCGUCAAUCUCACCCCAGAAGAUCCGGAUGCCCUCGGUCGGGCCGUGCUUGGUGGGGGCGGGGACAUGAACACGCGCACCCGCGGAGACUUUGGAGGCCACGGUCUGUUUAUGCCCGGUGAUGACUUCAUCAAGAUCCUUUGCUCGCUCCUGGCCAACGAUGAGAAGAUUUUGAAGUCCACAACUGUUGACAUCAUGUUCCAACCCCAUCUCAGCCCAGAAGCGACUACAGGCUACCAGGCCGCGCUAGCAAGCCCUAUGGGUCCCUUCUUCCGAGUAGGCACUGACCCUGGGACGAAAGUGGGUUAUGGUCUGAGCGGGUUGUUGACACUUGAAGAUGUAGAUGGCUGGUAUGGCGAUGGUACAUUGACUUGGGGUGGUGGGCUGACUUUGGCUUGGUUCAUCGACCGUAAAAAUGGAUUGUGCGGUGUUGGCGCUGUGCAAUCGGCACUGCCAGUUGACGGCGCACUGGUUACUGCCUUAAAACAAAUAUUCCGUCGUGAUAUAUAUCAUAAGUACGCUGCGUGGAAGCUGGGAGAGCAAAAUACCCUAUGA